Miniopterus natalensis is the source of this 2661-nucleotide messenger RNA. It is a transcript of the gene KIF18B, whose product is annotated as kinesin family member 18B. NCBI's taxonomy places the organism in Eukaryota, Metazoa, Chordata, Mammalia, Chiroptera, Miniopteridae. Gene Ontology annotation, biological process: microtubule-based movement. The record is from RefSeq and is a predicted model, not a curated record. Gene Ontology annotation, molecular function: microtubule motor activity; microtubule binding; ATP binding.
AGAGGGCACCUGGACAAGCCUGGGUUUGGCUGGUCCUCAUCUCCAUUGUGCCUCUGCUCAGGUGCUGCGUGGUGAUGGCGGUGGAGGACAGCAUGGUGCAGGUUGUGGUUCGGGUGCGGCCCGCCACCCCACGGGAGCUGGAGAGCCAGCGGAGGCCUGUGAUUCAGGUGGUGGAUGAGCAGGUGCUGGUGUUUGACCCCGAGGAGCCCGAUGGGGGCUUCCUUGGCCUGAAGUGGGGCAACAUCCACGAUGGCCCCAAGAAGAAGGGCAAAGACCUGACGUUUGUCUUUGACCGGGUCUUUGGUGAGGCGGCCACCCAACAGGACGUGUUCCAGCACACCACGCACAGAAUCCUGGACAGCUUCCUCCAGGGCUACAACUGCUCAGUGUUUGCCUAUGGGGCCACUGGGGCCGGGAAGACACACACCAUGCUGGGAACAGAAGGGGACCCCGGCAUCAUGUACCUGACCACUAUGGAACUGUACAGGCGACUGGAGGCCCGCCAGGAGGAGAAGCGAUUCGAGGUGCUCAUCAGCUACCAGGAGGUGUACAAUGAGCAGAUCCACGACCUCCUGGAGCCCAAGGGACCCCUUGCCAUCCGUGAGGACCCCGACAAGGGGGUGGUGGUACAAGGACUUUCCUUCCACCAGCCAACCACAGCUGAGCAGCUGCUGGAGAUGCUGACCAGGGGGAACCGUAACCGCACACAGCACCCCACUGAUGCCAAUGCUACUUCCUCCCGCUCCCAUGCCAUCUUCCAGAUCUUCGUGAAGCAGCAGGACCGCGUUCCAGGUCUGACCCAGGCCCUUCAAGUGGCCAAGAUGAGCCUGAUUGACCUGGCUGGCUCGGAGCGGGCAUCUAACACCCAUGCAAAGGGGGAGCGGCUGCGGGAAGGUGCCAACAUCAACCGCUCUCUGCUGGCCCUCAUCAAUGUCCUCAAUGCCCUCGCUGAUGCCAAGGGCCGCAAGUCUCACGUGCCCUACCGGGACAGCAAACUGACCCGUCUGCUCAAGGACUCCAUUGGGGGCAACUGCCGCACGGUGAUGAUUGCUGCCAUCAGCUCCUCCAGCCUGACAUAUGAGGACACUUACAACACCCUCAAGUAUGCCGACCGGGCCAAGGAGAUCAAACUUUCGCUGAAGAGCAAUGUGGUCAGUCUGGACUGUCAUAUCAGCCAGUAUGCCACUAUCUGCCAGCAGCUCCAGGCUGAGGUGGCCACCCUAAGGGAGAAGCUCCGAGUAUAUGAGGCGGGAGCCCAGGCCCCACAACAGGACCUCCCACAGCCCCCCCAAUCGGGCCAUCCACAACAACCCUCCUCCCUACCGCCCUGCCUUUCCAGCCAGCCCUGCACCCCAGAGCUCCACCCAGGGUCUGCAUUCCUUCAAGAGAAGAGCCUGGGGACAGAGGCCCAGGUGGAGAGGGUCAUGGAAGGGAGCUCUUCAGACCAGGAGCAGCCCUCAGAGGACAAAGACAAAGGCGUGGCCAAGGAGGUUCCGAUCCAGGCACCAGAACAGAGCCUCCUACAGUCACUGCCGGAGUCCUCUGACCUGACCCUGGAGCCGAAGCAAGUCAUGGGCCACCUCUCACCACAGCACCUGGAAAGGGAUCAUUUUAAGCAGUUGGCGCUGAAGGUGCUGUGCCUGGCCCAGCGGCAGUACUCCCUGCUCCAAGCAGCCAACCUCCUGACCCCCGACAUGAUCACAGAGUUUGAGACCCUGCAGCAGCUGGUGCAAGAGGAAAAAACUGGGCCUGGAACAGAGGCCUCAGGGACUCCUGGCCCGGCUGAGGGGACACCUCCUGCUCAGGAGCUGUGUUCAGAGUCAAAGUCUCCAGGAUACUCUGGCCCUAUGACCCGGACCAUGGCAAGGCAACUGAGUGGCUUCAUGCACAGUCUGGGGGUCCCACCUGGGCCUGACUACACCUCAGCCCAGGCAUCUCUGCAGUCCAUGGAGAAGAAGAGAAGAAGGAAACUGAGCCCCUCAGAGCAAGAUAGUGCUCCAGCCUCAAAGCCAGGGACCAAGCGCCAACGCCAGUCCUUCUUGCCCUGCCUGAGAAGGGGGUCCCUGCCUGAGACUCAGCCUUCACUUGGACCCACCACCCCCAAAAAGGAAAGGGUCUCCUCCCCCUGCCACUCCCCUCUCUUCUGCCCAGCCACAGUCAUCAAAAGCCGGGUGCCUCUGGGCCCUUCUGCUCUGCAGAACUGCUCCACUCCUCUGGCCCUGCCUGCUCGGGACCUCAACAUCACCUUUGAUCUCUCCGAGGAGCCCCCUUCAAAGCUGGGUUUUCAUGAAUGCGCUAGCUGGGAAAAUGUCCCCCAGAACAGGCUGGAUCAGCCCUUCAUCCCCAGUGGACCUGUGCCCCUGUUCACCAUGAAGGGCCCCAAGCCAGCGUCUUCCUUCCCUGAGACCUCAGCCCGCAAGAAGAGGCGCAUUGUGAGUUCCUCAGUCUCCCGCCGCAGCCGUAUCGCCCGCCUCCCCAGCAGCACCUUGAAGAAGAUAGCUGAGUCCCUUGCAACCCCAGGUGACUAGCACUGGGAACAGGAUGAUCUCCGCCACCGUGACAGAUGAAAACAGGAAGGAGGAAAGGACAAGGUGGACAGAGACCCGAAGGCCUGGGACUACUUCCAAGCAUCUCAGGAACCCUGAUGAGAGAGAUGGGAGG